AUGGUCCACAACGUCAAAGAAGGCAUUUCGCUAGCCAAGGAGGCAUCAGUCCUGCUACACGGCGGAUUCUCCAUCGAGAAAAUCCACGAUGUGCAGUCAUUGAUUGGGCGUGGAACGUCUCUGCUGCAUAAAUUCACACAUUCGGAAGCUUCGGAUGAAAAUGGGCUUGCGGAUGAGAAUUUCAUGGAGGACUGGCGAAAUGAGGGCAAGGACGUGUGGAUGUCUAGUGGCUGUGCUAAUGAUCAGACUUCUGCUGAUACGAGUAUGCAAGGUCUUGCCACAGGCGCAAUGUCGUGGGCUUUUAUCAACACUAUGAGGAGUAAUCCGCGCCAGAGUUACAUUGAGGUCCUGCAAACCACUAGGGGUUUGCUGCAGAGUAAGUACUCGCAAAUUCCUCAAUUGGCUGUGGGUGGGAAAUACGACCUGAACCAGCCUGUAUAUGUUUGA
Penicillium brasilianum is the source of this 447-nucleotide messenger RNA. Lineage: Eukaryota; Fungi; Ascomycota; Eurotiomycetes; Eurotiales; Aspergillaceae. The record is from the annotation of a GenBank genome assembly.